UUGAUUCUUCUGUAUGUGACGCGAACAUGCUUAAUGCUGUGAAGACAAGUGCUGUUUCUAAAACCCCAAACUCUAUUUCCAUUACAACGGUCGAAGAUGAACGUCACGAACUGAAAACACUCGUCUGCCCUAACAAACUCAAAUGAGCACUGACGCCAUGGAAGUUGAUCCACCCGAUGGUCAUACCAUGCAGCAAAAGGCAGAGACUUUACAUCGUUUGGCAACGGGUCAAUUAUCUUCUUCCCUUUCUAAGCUUCUGGGUUCUUCUCAGGAUAUAUCCACCGAUAAAGACUUCCAUUUCUAUCACAAGUUUAACGAUUUCAAGGUGCCGAUUCAGGAGAUUGCUGAGAAAUCGAAGAUAAUGCUUGAUACUAUUGGUUCUUCUUCUUCCCGUUUGUGGGAUAAAGAGAUGGCUUUUCCUGAGGAUUUGAAUGAAGCAUAUGGCUGGUUGGUGAAUAUGAAUGACCAUGUGUUUGAAAGGUUUGAUGCGUCGACUGAUGAGUUUCAGAGACUGGGGGAAAAUGGAGUCAGAGAAAUGGAGUUGGUGGACUCCGACAAUGAUUUCCAGAUGCUUUCCGGGAUGAACAAUAAGGAGGAGGAGGAGGAGGGUCAUGGUCAGGUAGUGGAUACAGAAGUAAGGGAAGAAAAUCUCAGUCCUCCUGCAGUGAAGUUAGUUUCAAAGGACACAAAAUGUACAUUAAUAAAGGCCAAGGUGCCAUUUCACAUACCAUCUAUACCUAAGCCCCAAGAUGAGUAUAAGAUUGUGGUUAACAACUCAAAUAAGCCCUUCGAUCAUGUUUGGUUGCAGAAGGGAGAUGGUGGUUUGACGUUCAUGCAUCCCCAGAAGAAAUUCUCCUUUGAGGAUUUUGUUGACAAAGAUAUUGAGCAUGUUCAACCUGUGAAAUCACCUCCAAUCGAGGAUACCCCCUUUAAGCUUGUGGAGGAUGUAAAAGACUUGAAGUUGUUGGCUGCAAAGCUGCGCAUUGCUAAUGAAUUUGCGGUUGAUCUGGAGCAUAACAAUUAUCGAUCUUUUCAAGGCUUGACUUGUUUAAUGCAAGUUUCAACAAGGACUGAGGACUUUGUUGUGGAUACAUUGAAGCUCCGUAUUCAUAUUGGUCCUUAUCUCAGAGAGGUUUUCAAAGAUCCCACCAAAAAAAAAAUUUUUCACGGUGCAAACAAUGACAUUUUAUGGCUUCAAAGGGAUUUUGGCAUAUAUGUCUGCAAUAUGUUUGAUACUGGACAGGCUUCAAGGGUGUUAGAACUGAAAAAAUGUAGUUUGGAGUAUCUUCUUUCUCAUCUUUGUGGAGUUGCAGCUAACAAAGAAUAUCAAAAUUCAGAUUGGAGACUUCGUCCCCUUCUCCCAGAAAUGAUUAAGUACGCCAGAGAAGAUACACACUAUCUGUUGUAUAUCUAUGAUUUGUUAAGAAUCAGGUUACACUCAACAGCUUCUGAGACUAGUCUGCUGGCUGAGGUCUACAGGCGCAGUUAUGAUUUAUGCAUGCAACUUUAUGAGAAGGAGCUGUUGACAGAUACUUCAUAUCUUAACGUACAUGGUUUGCAGAAUGCUGAUUUAAACGCUCAACGGCUUUCAGUAGCUGCAGGACUUUAUCAAUGGAGAGAUGGUAUUGCUCGAACAGAAGAUGAGAGCACUGGGUACAUAUUGCCAAAUAAGACUCUUCUUGAACUUGCUAAGAAUCCGCCUUUCACCCCCUUUAACUUAAUGCGAGUGAUUACAUUUAAGCACCCAUUCGUGGAGAAAAAUAUUAGUGUCGUGAUUAGUAUUAUCAGGCGUGCAUACCAAAAUUAUUCCUCAUUUGAAGCUGCUGCUCUACAGCUGAGAGAGAAACGUCUGGCAACGGAAGCUGCAAGAAAUGCCACUAGGGAUAGUCUAUUUGAAUCCCCUCCUGCUGAAUUAUCUCCAACGGAAAGUGAUUUCAGCAGGUUAGAGUCUCUACUCUACGAUCCUCCUGAGACUAGAUCAUCAUCCUCCAGUUUCACAACUAUCAGUGGAGUACGCAUUUCGGAGCCACCUGGUGGAAAUGGGUUCAAAAGAGAAAGCCUUGCAGUUGCUGGGGAGGUUGGAGGAAGCUCUAUGAGUGGAGCAGUUGUCCAGGCACAGAAGAUGCCAAUCAGUGCUUUGGGGGGCGUUGUUGGGAGUUUCUCAACAAAGAGGGAAUUCAUUCUUGAUAAAAAGCUGGAAAAGGAAGAGAUCAAGAUGGAGCAGAUAAAAUCUCCAAUGAACAUUGAUCAGCUGCAGCCAUCGGAUGAACUUGAACCUGUGGAGGAACCUCAACCUACUACACCUAAAGCAUCUGAAAUUAUUUGUUUGGAUAGUGACUCAGACAUUGAGGAACCUGAAGCAGACGAAGAUCUGGAAGAGCAUGGGAAGGCGCAUUCUCUGAAAAUUGAUAUAAUUUGUUUGGAUAGCGAUUCGGACAUUGAUGAACCUGAAUUGGAAAUGGUGAAUGGAGGAGAGCAGAUUGAAAUGCUCUCGGCCUUGUCAACUAGCCUUCAGGAUUGCCUCAACAAGUCCACAACCCAUAUCGGAAAUCCCUAGCUGGAUGAGAAGAUGAUGACUGGAUCUGCUGGCUUGUUGUGAAUAUAGAGGAUGAUAAAAAAUAAUGAAGGUGGAAUUAAACUUUUUUGGCAGUUGUUCAUGGUUUUUGUUGCUCCUAGCUAGCUUAAGACUUCAAAUAAAAUGCCUUACAAUAUACUUUUCUUAACUUGAAAAGAAUGUUGAAAUCGACUUGGUGUCGAAGCAAAAAUGGUCAAAACCUAAGUUAUCU
Molecule: messenger RNA, 2786 nt
Organism: Impatiens glandulifera
Lineage: Eukaryota; Viridiplantae; Streptophyta; Magnoliopsida; Ericales; Balsaminaceae
Product: protein RRP6-like 2
Exons: 14
Coding region: 143-2557 (804 amino acids)
Biological process (GO): histone mRNA catabolic process; nuclear polyadenylation-dependent snRNA catabolic process; poly(A)-dependent snoRNA 3'-end processing
Cellular component (GO): nucleolus; nuclear exosome (RNase complex)
Molecular function (GO): nucleotide binding; nucleic acid binding; 3'-5'-RNA exonuclease activity
Source: RefSeq, a predicted model, not a curated record